AUAACCUUCUGAAGGUUUGUAAUGAAAUGCUGAGGAAGUAAAUUCCCAAAUGCUUCAACAUAUGAUUAUAGAGUUACAGCCAACCAAAGGUUACUUACAGCUCACUCCAACAGGCGCAGCCAGGGUCACCAGAGGCAGGCGUGAAGCGUGACUGACUGAGUGGGUUGAGAGCAGAGUGGCCGAAGCAGAGGAGUCUCAGAGGGAGAGGUAGAGAAGCCAUGGGCGAGGAGGUGAAGGUGCAGGAGGCGGCGGCGGACAAGAGCCAGGCGGCCGAGGAAAAGAAGGGCGAGGGGGGAGGAGGGGAGGACAAGGGUGAAGAGAAGAAGGAGGAGGCCCCGCUGCCGCCGCCCGAGGAGGUGGUGAUGCGGGUGUUCAUGCACUGCGAGGGGUGUGCGCGCAAGGUCAAGAAGAUCCUCAAGGGAUUUGAUGGUGUGGAAGAUGUUAGUGCAAACUCAAAGGCACACAAGGUAGUCGUGAAGGGGAAGAAGGCUGCUGCUGAUCCGAUGAAGGUGGUGGAGCGGGUGCAGAAGAAGACAGGCCGCAAGGUUGAGCUUCUCUCGCCAAUGCCACCGCCGAAGGAGAAGGAAGAGGAGAAAAAAGAAGAACCUGAGCCACCAAAAUCUGAAGAGAAAAAACAAGAGCCCACGGUGGUUGCCGUGGUGCUCAAGGUGCAUAUGCAUUGUGAGGCCUGUGCGCAAGUGAUCAAGAAGAGAAUCCUCAAGAUGAAAGGAGUGCAAUCGGCGGAGCCAGACCUGAAGGCAUCCCAAGUCACAGUGAAGGGCGUGUUCGAGGAGGCAAAGCUUGCUGAUUAUGUGCAUAAGCGCACUGGCAAGCAUGCAGCGAUUGUCAAGUCAGAGCCGGUUGUAGCUGAGAAUGCUAGUGAUGACUCUGCCAAAAAUGACAAGAAGGCAGCUGAAGGCGGUGAGGAGAAGAACGAUGAUAACAAGGAGGAAAAGGACGGUUCAGAUGCUGGUGGAGACGGGAAAGAAGCGGAUAAACAGAAGGAUGAUAGCAAUGCUGGUGGUGGUGAAGAGAAGGACAUAGAGAAAGACCCUGCAGCCAUGGCUAACCUGUAUAUGCAUUACCCAAGAUUCAACCACCAGAGUGGAUACGGCGCUCCUGGAUACGCCUACCAAUACCCGCCUCAGCUCUUCAGCGAUGAGAAUCCGAAUGCCUGUUCUGUGAUGUGAAAAGGCCAGAGGCAUGCGAUCUAUAGUGCAAAAAUAAGGGGAUUGAAUUAUCCCCUAAUUUUGGAGGUGUAUUGCAGGAACAACCCAUGAGGGUGAGUGAUAUUGGCAGCUUCAGGAAAAAGGGCCGAGCUAUUUUGGCUAGUUGUCUAGAAUUUACUUUUUCAUUGUCUGAACAUUUCUCUGGUACAAUAGUAAACUCUGGGCUUAGUAGUUCACUUUGUGGACGUUAUAUUAUGUAAGCUAAUUACUAGGAUUUGCCUUGUACUUUUCAAUCUUUUGACUUUUCUUGUAUAAAUUGUAUAAUAUUAUUAGCUUUGAUAUAUCUUUUUUGAACAAUGUUAUUUAUCGU
This is a messenger RNA of Phragmites australis (common reed), 1539 nucleotides long. Its product is annotated as heavy metal-associated isoprenylated plant protein 7-like. Lineage: Eukaryota; Viridiplantae; Streptophyta; Magnoliopsida; Poales; Poaceae. The record is from RefSeq and is a predicted model, not a curated record. The transcript has 5 exons. Gene Ontology annotation, molecular function: metal ion binding. Bases 219 to 1190 code for a protein of 323 amino acids.